GUCGUUUGACGUUCAAAUUCGCGCCAAAUAGGCGUUGGAAAGAUCAUCUCUUGUUUGGACGAACGGUAAACAGAGCCAGCGAAAUACGAUCCUCGAGCAUACACAAAGCAUGGCCUCCUCCGGUGAAAACAAAGUUUUGCAUCAACUAAUACAAAAACUAGGCUUAGCCAACUAUGAGUCCGUUGCACCUAAAGCGACCGAACUGCAACGGCUGCUAGCGAUCCGUUCGUCCAGCGGCGCGAUGGCUAAUAUCGGUGACUACGCCAAAGCAACGCUCUGCAUAGAUCUCGCCUCCAGCCUGCUCGGCUUACCGUUCGACAAUGAUACGGCACUGAAGCUGUCCGGCCUCAAGAAACCUUCCUACGCCAACGGGCGCCGUACGUUGGAGAAAAUUCUGGAUAUAAACAAAACGCUCGGUAUUGGCGAGAUAUGCGUGCAGGUCGGGCUGAGCCAGGUGCAGAAGGAUGCGACCGCACUGCUGGAAGCGUACAAGCGGUACGCCGGCGAUCAGGGAGGCGUAACCGAUUUCACCCACCCGCAGUACGCAACGAUGGCCGUGUUUCAGGCCUGCAAGCGCCAGAAGCUAAAACCACCGAAGUCAAAACUUGUCCCGUUGAGUCAUUUAAAGCCGACCCAGUGGGCGAUGUUGGAGAAGAAUUGGGACAAAUUUUUGUCCACUGUACCGGUCGACAUGAGUGCGAAACAGCUGACAGGGAAGGCGCUGGAUCCGAGCAUCAUUAGGGAUAAGGCACAGGAGGCCAGCAGCAGUAAUGGUAGUAGUGCAGGCCGGAAACAUCCAAGCCCGGAAAAGAUCGAACCGUACCAGAACUGGAAGAAGCGCAUGCUUGAAAAGGCAUACCGGGAGUUGGAGCUGCUGCGGGGUAGUGGGUAGGGUAGCGAGUGGGCAAUUUCCAGGGACCACAUUCCGCCCGUUAGACAUUUAGCUUAAGAGAAAGCGUUGUUUCCGUAUGUUAUUCUAGUGUUACACAGGUGCCAAUACGCAUGUAAGAGAUUUUAUGCUACUCCACUCUCUACCAUAUGAUCGUGUGAAUCGCAAGUUUUAAAUUUAAGAAAUAAAUUCCUACAAUGAGUCCAAACAA
This is a messenger RNA of Anopheles stephensi (Asian malaria mosquito), 1100 nucleotides long. It is a transcript of the gene Orc6, whose product is annotated as origin recognition complex subunit 6. Gene Ontology annotation, molecular function: DNA binding. The transcript is spliced from 2 exons. Lineage: Eukaryota; Metazoa; Arthropoda; Insecta; Diptera; Culicidae. Gene Ontology annotation, cellular component: nuclear origin of replication recognition complex. Bases 110 to 892 code for a protein of 260 amino acids. The record is from RefSeq and is a predicted model, not a curated record. Gene Ontology annotation, biological process: DNA replication; DNA replication initiation.